Messenger RNA from Penicillium salamii, 1101 nucleotides. NCBI's taxonomy places the organism in Eukaryota, Fungi, Ascomycota, Eurotiomycetes, Eurotiales, Aspergillaceae. The record is from the annotation of a GenBank genome assembly.
AUGCCGGACUCUACGCUCUAUCUGUACACCUCCCUUACGGCAGGAUCAUCGCACAUUGUCACUGCCACCGCUCGAAUUGAAACCAUCCUCAAAGCCAACAAGCUCCCCUUCCGCGCCAUUGAUGUCGCCACUGAUGAAGCUGCCCGAAAGCUCUGGGGUCGUCGCUCCAGAGGCAAGAAGCUUCCUGGCCUGGUUAAAUACGGCGAUAUCGUUGGCGAUCUAGAAGAAAUUGAAGAAUGGAAUGAGUUCGGCGAACUACGAAUGGUGAUAAACGCCGUUCAAGACAUGGGUGGCAUGCCGGCCACAAGCAACCCUCUCCCCGCCACCGAAACCACGACCGAGACCAAAACGACCACCCCCAAGCCCUCUACAAUCAAGAUCCAAACCCCGCCCGUAACCAAGGAUGACGAUAAGAAGGAUGAGAUGACGGUGUUGGCCUUGCGCCAAGCUAGUACUGAGGCUGCCUCUAAGGCGAAGGCCAAGACAGACGAUAAGAAGGAGCCCGCAAAGGAGGAGUCCAAGGAGGUGCCUCUGGCCAGCCGUGCACACCGUGGCUCGGUCGCUUGCGAAUUGCCAGACACCACACCUGAUUCACCCAAGGCUGCCAAGCGCCCUGUUUUGGUACCUGAGAAUGCGGCCAUGUCAUCUGCAAAUUUCCACGUGGAUAACGCUGAGAUGCUCGGAUUGGUUGGACAUCACCGCGGGUCCCGGGUGCCGACUCUUGCGAAUGCGGAGCAGGAUGAGGUUGUACACGAGUUGAGGAAAUCUAUCUCUCAAGAUUCCACUGGCAACCUUGAUGCUAUUCGCAAGGAAGCCGCCCAGAAGGCCCAGGCUGGAUCGCCUAUUGACGAGGUACCGACCCCGCUUGUUGAUGAUGCGGUCGUGACCGAGAGCAAGGAAGGGCUUAUGGAACCCAAUGAGCCCAAGGGUCAGGCUAUUGCGGAGAUCAUUGCGAAGGCAGUCCAGGAGCCCCGGGAGGCCCAGGAAGAGAUUAAGAAGGCCCAAGAGGCAGUCGAAGCUAGCUCACCAAAGGCCACAGGCGCGAAGGAUGACAAGGAAAACACAGAGCCUCUUCAGGCGCAGAUCCCUAAGCCGGAAUAG